UGUGCAGACACGGACAUUUCUUCUAGAGGUGGAUGUGAGGUUCGGGGUGUCUGCUGGGAAUCAGGAGCGCACCCUAAAGCACUGAAUGGUUCUAUCCGGCUUAAACUUGUUUCCCUUUACUAAGUCCCUGUUUGUCAGCAAUGGAAACCGCUUGUUAUAUUCAGUCCCACCCGUAUCAAUGCAACGCGCUGGGCGCGGAUCUGUAUCGGACUACUCACCAGCACGGUCCCGCUGUGCCCCGCUCACCCAAGCCUGAGCCCCAGCGCUCUCCGCAGCAGCCCUGUAAGCUCAUAACAGACCCGCUGACCGGCAAGGCGUACACUAAGGGCAGGCUCCUUGGCAAGGGUGGGUUUGCACGCUGUUAUGAAAUGACAGAGGUUGCCACCAACAAAACAUAUGCAGUCAAAGUUAUUCCACACAGCCGUGUCGCAAAACCUCACCAGAGGGAGAAGAUUGUAAAUGAAAUAGACCUUCACAGAGAGCUUCAUCACAAACAUGUGGUCAAAUUCUCACAUCAUUUUGAAGACUCUGAGAAUAUCUACAUUUUUCUUGAAAUUUGCAGCCGAAAAUCUCUUGCCCACAUCUGGAAAGCCCGGCACACACUACUGGAACCAGAAGUGCGGUAUUUUUUGAAGCAGAUCAUUUCUGGGUUGAAGUAUCUGCACCUUAAAGGCAUCCUGCACAGAGACUUGAAACUAGGUAAUUUCUUCAUCAAUGAGAGCAUGGAACUAAAAGUUGGUGACUUCGGAUUAGCUGCCCGUUUGGAGCCCCCUGAGCAGAGAAAGAAGACCAUAUGUGGAACACCAAACUACUUGGCACCUGAAGUUCUUUACAGGCAGGGGCAUGGACCUGAAUCUGACAUAUGGUCUCUAGGAUGUGUCAUGUAUACCUUGCUCUGUGGCACUCCACCGUUUGAGACCUCAGAUCUAAAGGAGACCUACCGCUGUAUCAAACAGGUGAAAUAUACCUUACCAGCAUGUCUGUCCUCUGCUGCCAAACACCUUCUCAUGGGAAUCCUAAAACGCACCCCUGGAGAGCGACUUACACUUGACCAGAUUCUAGAACAUGAAUUCUUCACAAAGGGUUAUACUCCAGACAAGCUUCCCCCAAGCAGCUGUGUGAUGGUCCCUGACCUACAUCCUCCCAAUCCUGCAAAGAGCCUCUUCACUAAAGUUGCCAAAAGCUUGUUUGGCAAAACCAAAUCAAAAACAAAGAAAAGUCCCACUGAGGAGAAAGAUGAUAUUUCUAAGAUAGUCACAGGACUGGUUAAAACGUCCAUCUGCAGACAGCUGAGUUAUAAGACUGUGGAUGGGAAUGAGGUUGCCCCAGUAACUAGUCAUGCUGUAAGUGCCAACUCCAGUCCUGUGGACACUUUGACAGAAGAAGCUUCUGGGAAAUCUGUGUCACGUUCUAUCCGUGGCAGUUUGGUCAGCAGUAGUGAUGCAUUUGAAGACUGUGUCACAGCUUCUGGAGUGAUAGAGACUGCCCUUGCAGUUUUAAAGGAUUCUCUGUCCUCUAUGCCAGCAGAGGGGAAUCCUACCAGUCUGGCAAAACCUGAGCAUUUUGUCUGGGUUAGCAAAUGGGUUGAUUACUCUAACAAAUAUGGCUUUGGCUAUCAGCUGUCCAACCGCAGUAUAGGCGUUCUCUUUAACAGUGGAACCCAUAUGGUGCUUCCUGCUCAUCGCAGACAUGUGCACUACAACCUCACAAAUAGCCGCCAUUUUGUUUUUCCAACGUCUGCUGUUCCGGAGCAGCUGCAGGGUCAGAUGAGCAUUUUACAGUACUUUGCCACAUAUAUGGAAAAAAAUCUGAUGAAGGGAGGAGACCUUCCAUGCCAUGAGGAAGGAAGCCAGACUCCAUUGCUACUUUUGCAAUGGGUGAAAACGGAACAUGCACUGCUGAUGCUCUUCAGCAAUGGUACCCUACAGGUGAACUUUUACAACGACCACACUAAAAUUAUCCUCUGCAAGCCUCAGGAUGCAUACCUGCUAACCUACAUAAAUAGAGACCGUAAUUCUCAGACAUUCCUACUGAAUACUCUAACACAAACUGGCUGUAGUUCAGAAAUGUACCAUCGCUUAAGAUACACUGUGAAACUGCUUCAGCAAAAGGCAGAGUCCUAGAUUGGAGAACUAUUGCAUUGUGAAGAGUUUAUUCUGAUGGACAUGGGUAGAGGCUUUGUGCUUGGGCAGUCUGUUCAGUGUUCUUGCCUGACCACCCAUUCCUUCCAAUACCACUUCCUGCAAGUGCAUUGUGACUUAUUCACAGGCCAAUGACAACUUAAGCUUCACGUUGGAACCUUCUGAGAAGCUUUAAAAUAGUUGUCUAAUAGGAUCUGGUGUGUGUGUGUGGACUUUUAUCUACUUCUAAUACAACCUCCUUUCCCACUACAGAGGGUCCUAAAGCAAUUUUUUCAGCUGUAUCUGAAUCCUUAAUAGUCCAGCCAAGCAUGACAGAUACCCUCUCAUAUUGGCCUGUGCAAUAAUAGUAUGAGGAGGUUUUGCUUUUCUCAUGGUGAAUUGGGUAUAUCCUGCCAUCUAAAGUGCUUGUUCGUAUUUUAUUUUACAGAAAAAGCCCAAAUUUGAAUGGUAGCAUCCAGUGGUAAAUGCCUAUUUUGACCAACACACUUCUUGGGUUUUCAAGCUUAAAAAACGUAAGGCAGCUAAAUAUAUUUUUGAAUGGUGAAAAAGGGUGGAUCUUCUGAACAGGGUAUCGAAGAUGUUUUGCUUCGAAUGUCUCAAACCAUAUCUUUAACACUGGUAUAAUGGUGUGUUUAUUGUGGCCCUCCCCCACUAUACUUACCGACUACAUACAAAGGAACCAGCUGCUGCCAGUUUUGACUUGAACUCCAAAAUUUAGUGGGGGAACCUGUUUCUUUGGCCACCAGCUGCUUUGAAAAACUUUUCAGACAAAUGUUCAUAUUGACAUGACCAAAAUACCUACUUUGUGCACAAUAUUCCUUCUUAUUUGCAAUAUAUUGAUGUUAGAAUUAUUGAUGGAACACAAAGACCAGCAUUAUAUACACUUUGUGUAUGUGAAGAGUUUGGAAAAAAAAACACUACAGUUGUGGAUCAUUUCAAUUGAUACUAACCCUAUUCUGAUACAUGUAAUAUUUGGUUAUUUUAACCUAGUCUGGCAUUGUCCAGAUAAAAGAGGCAAAUACUUUUUGUCCAUAUGAAGGCUUUUGCAUCUCAUUUAUCAUUAAAUUUUUUUAUUUUUUUUUUCUCUGCAGUCAGUGGCAACUGGCAUAUUAGCAUUUUCUAUAAUGCUGAAAAGUAACACAUUUUAAUAUUGCAUGCACAGUAAGGGUAUGUUUUUGAUUUUGCUACACCUUGCUUGCAUUUGUUCUCAAAACCAUAUUCCUGGUUCUUAAGCAUUUAUCCUGCAAUAUGUACCAGACCUAGAAUGUUGCAGCUCAGAGGAAGCAAGUGUUAAAUGCACAUUACCUCUGUUGCACAUACACACAGACCCCCCCAAUCCCACAAAAUACCAAAGGUGUUUUUAUUUUUUUCACAUUACUUAUAAAGCAGCAUUUUACUUUUUAAAAUGGGUCCUCACUUAAAGUUAAAUGGAACUGAAGGAAAGUAGGUUGUGUGGCUCGGUGAUUUUUUUUUUUUUCCCCCUCAUUCCUACCAAAGACAUUUAAUUCAUGUGAAUUGAUCACUGUGCUUUUUUUUAUGGUGCUGAGUUUUUUUUUUUAAGCACUUUAAAAUUGUUCCCAUUUUAUUCCUCUUAAAUGCUGCAUAACUGGGUCUGUUUCCAGAUUUGCAAGUUUCUAAGAUUCACAUUAAAGCAAUGGAAUGCUGAAGUCUUCCCCCUCACCCCCAUGAAAGCCUGCUAAUUAAGGCUUUUACUUGAAAAUUCCUGUCUUGGAAUUCUGUGCAUUUGUUAAUGGUACAAGUCCCUGUAUAAUAUCGGGGUGUUAAGCCUGUUUGUUCUUUAUUAUGAUUUAUUUAUAUAUUCUGUUUUAUUUAUGAAGUUAUUUAUUUUUCUUGUCAAGUAUGUGAACCUGGAAGUGAAGUAAAUGUUUUUUUUUUUUUUUUAUAUAAAGUAAUGGAAAUAAACAAAUUCAAACAGCA
Messenger RNA from Xenopus tropicalis (tropical clawed frog), 4079 nucleotides. It is a transcript of the gene plk3, whose product is annotated as polo-like kinase 3. Gene Ontology annotation, molecular function: ATP binding; nucleotide binding; kinase activity. NCBI's taxonomy places the organism in Eukaryota, Metazoa, Chordata, Amphibia, Anura, Pipidae. Bases 141 to 2123 code for a protein of 660 amino acids. The record is from RefSeq and is a predicted model, not a curated record. Gene Ontology annotation, biological process: regulation of cell communication; regulation of signaling. The transcript is spliced from 15 exons. Gene Ontology annotation, cellular component: centrosome; Golgi apparatus; nucleolus.